Messenger RNA from Trachemys scripta elegans, 3354 nucleotides. RefSeq names its product exostosin like glycosyltransferase 2 (gene EXTL2). Gene Ontology annotation, molecular function: glycosyltransferase activity. Bases 1130 to 2125 code for a protein of 331 amino acids. The transcript has 5 exons. NCBI's taxonomy places the organism in Eukaryota, Metazoa, Chordata, Testudines, Emydidae. Gene Ontology annotation, cellular component: membrane. The record is from RefSeq and is a predicted model, not a curated record.
CUUGACAGCAGGGGACUGGACUCUAGAUGACCUAUUGAGGUCCCUUCCCAUCCUAUACUUCUAUGAUUGUCUUCCAUCCCAAAUGUUUGAAAUGCUCACUCUGAUUCACAGCAAUGGAAAAUGCCACCUCUGCAGUUCACAGAUACCCAUAGAGUGCUCACCCUUAUUAUUAACUAUUUGUGUUAGAGUGCUAGUUAGAGGUGCCAACAAAAAUUGUGGCCCUAUUGUGGUAGGCACAGUGCAAACACAGAGUGUAAAUAACCCUUCCCCAAAGAACUUAAUUUAAUAAUUUAAAUAGAGAGAGGGAGGGGAAGUAUUUCCCUUUCUAUAAAAUGAGGAUGCCACUAGACAGAGAGAUUAAGGCCCCAAUCCUGCAAUGGCCUGCAGGCAUGGAGACCCCUAGUUCCUUCACUGGCACAAGUGACCUGUCCAAUGUCAUAUGGGAAAUCUGUGACAAAACUAUGAAUUGAACCUGGAUCUCCUGGACUGCAAUCUAGUACCUUAACUACAAGACCAUCCUUCCUUUCUGCUCUUCCACUUUUGCUACCAUCCCACCUACCCUCUUGCCCCUGAACUUUUAUUGCCAUCCCCACCUAACCUGCCUUCAGAUGAAAUGGGAAAAAUCGUAAAACCAGCUGAUCACCAUACAUGCUUCCCCUUUAACCUCUAAAUCAACCAAUAAACGUGGGAGAUGGAGAACAUGAAAGGUAUGCACCAGAAAAAUGGGAGACUAUCACCUGAACCAGCUGUGAUUAUGGUAGCCUACGAUGUACUGUAAUGUGGACUAGUGGAUAUGGCAUAUUGGACUGAGAUUGAGGACACCUGAGUUCUUUUCAUAGCUCUGUGUCACCAACCUGAUGUUUCAUUUUGGGCAGGUCACGUCAUCUUUCUGUGCCUCUGUUUCUCUUUCCACCCUAUCUUGUUUAUUUAGAUCGUAAGCUCGUCCAGACUACCUAGCAACACGGGGGCCUGUGUUGUUUGUAAGUGGCCUGUAAGUGUUACUGUAAUACAAAUAAAUAAUACUGCAAUGAGCAGCUAAAUAUGCUUGAGAUCCAUACAGAACUGAUUUCACCUAAUCAGCACCAUCUUUUAAAACAGACCAAAAUAAACCCAGUCCAACUUGGCAAAAAUGAGAUGUCAUCACAUCUGUAAGCUACCAGGAAGAGUUAUGGGAAUCCGACUACUUCGCUUCUCUUCUGUGGUGAUCUUUGUCUUACUCCUUGUGGCAGGUGCUUUAAUGGCUUUGCUUCCUAACAUUAAAGAUGACAAAAUGCCCAAUUUGCGAAGGGAACCAAAAUCCCAGAGCCAAUCCGCCUUGGAUUCAUUUACUCUUGUUAUGCAGACAUACAAUAGAACUGACUUAUUGUUGAAGCUCUUAAAUCAUUAUCAAGCCAUCCCCCAUCUACACAAAGUGGUGGUUGUGUGGAACAAUGUUGGGGAGAAGACACCAGAGGAAAUGUGGAAUUCCCUGGGACCCCAUCCUGUACCUGUUGUCUUCAAAGUGCAGACCGUGAAUCGCAUGAGGAACAGACUCCAGAUCUUCCCUGAAUUGGAAACAAAAGCUGUUUUAAUGAUGGAUGAUGACACACUGAUUAGUGCCUAUGACCUUGCUUUUGCCUUCUCUGUUUGGCAGCAAUUUCCAGAUCAGAUAGUGGGAUUUGUUCCUAGAAAGCAUGUUUCCACUUCUUCAGGUAUAUACAGUUAUGGCAGCUUUGAACUGCAGACACCUGGAUUUGGAAAUGGGGACCAGUACUCCAUGGUUCUCAUAGGAGCAGCAUUCUUUCACAGUGGAUACCUAGAACUCUUUCAAAAGCAGCCUGAUGCUGUUCACACUUUGAUAGAUGAAACUCAAAACUGUGAUGAUAUUGUCAUGAAUUUUCUAGUGGCCAAGCAUACUGGAAAGCCUUCAGGAGUGUUCGUGAAACCUGUUGACAUAAGGAAUUUAGAAAAAGAGACUAACAGUGGUUAUUCCGGAAUGUGGCACCGAGCAGAGCACUUGCUACAAAGAUCUUACUGUCUAAAUAAAUUGGUUAAUAUUUAUAACAGUAUGCCAUUAAAAUAUUCUAACAUUAUGAUUUCUCAGUUUGGGUUCCCUAAUUAUGCCAAUCACAAGAAUAAAAUGUAAGAAUGUAUAAUAAAGGGGUAUAAGUUACACAUCAAACAGUAAAUUCAAGUCAGUGUAAGUUAAAUGCUGAGGGACCAGAAGAAGGUAUGCAUUACUCCAGCUUGUCCUCCUUUACACAUAGCCUCUGAAUUUUGCCCACAGUAUUUUCUUUCCCCAGUGUAAGUUAUUGAGAAAGUUUAAAGAACAGUGUGUGUGUAAUGUUUACUUAUCAUAAAACCACCUUCAUCUCUUAAUACUUGAGAAGCUGUUAUUGUCAAAAUUACAGGGCCAGACCUUCAAAAGCAUGUGCAGAAAAAUGUACAAUCACUUGUUGCACACAUAUGAAGAACUUAAUUUCUAUUUCUUUAGAAUUAUAUUUACCCAAUCAAAUGAUAUUUUGGCAUAUUUGUGUUGUUUAUAUAUAUACAGGUCUGUCUCAUCUUACGCGGAGGUUCCGUUCCGUGGUUAGUGCGUAAAGCGAAAACCGCAUAUAACCAAAACCCCAUUGAGUUCAAUGGCGGGUGAAAUCGCACUACAGGUAUAAUAUUAAAACUGUUGUUUUUCUCUCUCUUUUUUUUUUUUUUUGCCGACUGCAUAAAGUUGAAAUCGCGCAUGUUAAAUGUGCGUAAGAUGCAACAGACCUGUAUGUUAUGAGACUGUUCUAUUUUUCUCAACAAUUCCUAGCGAAAACUUUUAAGGGCUACACUGAGCUGUUUGCAAGGGUAUUAGACCUGGUUAGAAAACUCCUCAAAGCUUGUAUGUUAACUACUGUUCUUCAGUGUGAAAUGUUCCUGAGAGUGCAAUCAAACCAUAAGCCUAACAAAGUCAUGGAACAAAGCACAGUCUCAGUAUCAAACAUCUCUAGGAGCCUCACCUACAACACUGGCCACUGAGGGGUUAUGGAGCAUGAUGUUGCUGAUACCGCCUUUUUUCCUAUCAUUACUUUGCCCACAGUCACUGGAAUGCUGCUCAGGAACUGAAAGGUAAAAGUUCUAAUUGCUAACUUGGGAAAGAUAAUGAACAUGGAAAGCAUAUAUCAUAAGAAAUGUAGCUUAUGUUACCACAUAUGCAGCCAAAAGAGACAGGUGCCAUAUUUACCAUUUACUACAGCCUUUAGAACUUACUCUUAUAUCAGUAUUUUGCAUAUACAGUAGAACCUCAGAGUUAUAAAUGCCUCGGGAAUGGAGGUUGUUCGUAACUCUGAAAUGUUCCUAACUGAACAAAACAUUAUGGUUGUUUUCAAAAGUUUA